This is a messenger RNA of Ananas comosus (pineapple), 674 nucleotides long. Its product is annotated as salt stress-induced protein-like. The record is from RefSeq and is a predicted model, not a curated record. The transcript is spliced from 3 exons. Gene Ontology annotation, molecular function: carbohydrate binding. Bases 76 to 513 code for a protein of 145 amino acids. Lineage: Eukaryota; Viridiplantae; Streptophyta; Magnoliopsida; Poales; Bromeliaceae.
GCCUCUACAAAUAGCACCUCUCUUUUCCAUCACCCAGCAUUCAAGUUCAAGUUUCACUACUCAAGUUAAUUACAAAUGUCCGGACUUGUCAAGCUUGGACUGUGGGGUGGAAAUGGGGGAAAUCCUUGUGAUAUCGAUGGUCGUUCUACACGCCUAGCGAAGAUUGUCAUUCGUAGCGCCGAUUCGAUCAAUGCACUUGGAUUUGAGUAUGUUCAGGAUGGAAUGACAUUAACGGCUGGCCCAUGGGGUGGUUCUGGAGGGGGCACCUCCACGAUCGAAUUUCAACCUGGCGAGCACCUGACUGAGAUCAAUGGCACCACCGGUCCAUAUAGCAACAUCGCCAAUUUGGUGAGGUCACUUACUUUCGUCACCAAUGUUAGCAAGUACGGGCCAUACGGAGCGGUGCAAGGAACUCCCUUCGUCAUUCCUGUUGCGAGUGGUCGGAUUGUUGCCUUUUAUGGACGCGCUGGCAUGAAUCUUGAUGCGAUCGGGACUUAUCUGAUGCCCAGCUAAUUAAUAUUCCAUUCUCAUGCUCAUCAUCUUCUCUGAGGACUAUGGGUUUUGGUUUAAUAUAUAUGCAAUAAAGUUGCCGAUAUAGUAUGGCCUCGCAUAUUAUUAUCCUGCAUAAAAAUUCAAUAAAUAAAAGUUGAUGAGCUACUUUGUUUGUGAGAGAA